CGAUUAUUACUGGAUCUAAGAAGAUAUUUCCGAAGAAAACAACGACACCUAAAAUCUAAAGAAAAUGAUUAAAUAAGUGAAAUCCCUUCAACUACAAUUCCCACAAUCCUUAGCUGUUUUUAAAAUGGCGCCGCCCAGGUGGUGUGUGAAGUCGGUCGCGCGCUGAUCAUCUCGUGCAGCUCUUUCAUCAGGUGUGAGGUGAUGUGGGGUGUAAUGCGCGCGCUGAGGGAGGUGUGUGUGAGGGCGCGCGCGCUCGGCCGGACAGGUGUGUGUGAGACCUCCCCCUCCCCCCACCGGGGUCACACAGGGGCAUCGAACAGUCCAGGCGGUGGGCGUGGCCUUCCAGCAGGACAUCUGGAUGGAGAACACAGCUGGAUGUGCGGCUCUUCUGCAGCGGUUCUGUGGGCAGUACGCGGUCACGUCCAGGUUCUCCAGAACUUCAUCAGUGAGGAGGAGGAGCAGGCCUUCCUCACCGAGCUCGAGCCGGGGCUGAAGAGGAAGAGAUACGAGUUCGAUCACUGGGACCAUGCGAUCCACGGGUUCAGAGAGACGGAGCGGCUGCAGUGGGGCGGUGUGUGUGCCGCGGUGGUGGAGCGAAUCAGGGCACAGGCCUUCCCUCAGGGAUGUCCGCUACUGGGCCCGGUUCAUGUUCUGGAUCUGGACAAGACCGGUUUCAUCAAGGCUCAUGUAGAUAGCGUGAAGUUUUGCGGAAGCACCAUCGCCGGUGUGAGUCUUUUGUCCGACAGCAUCAUGCGUCUGGUCCAUGAGGAGAACCCUGAAGAGCACGUGGAUCUGUUCCUACAGCGUCGCUCUCUCUAUAUACUGAGAGAUGAAGUUCGGUUUAACUUUACACACGAGAUCCUGAAGGAUGAGGACUCGUAUUUCUCAGGACGCAGAAUUCCUCGGCAUCGCAGAAUCUCCGUCAUUUGCAGGAAUCUUCCACAUUAGACUUUUUACUUUUCAUCAGUCUGAUCUGUUCAUCUUGGUUAUUUCAGUCUUGUACAGGUUUUUGGCACAGAAACACCUAAAUGUUUUAGGCAGUCAUCUUUGUCUCUCUCUCUCACACACACACACACACACACGCACACACACACCGCCAGGUUUUCAGAGGUCAGAGUCAGCGCCCCCUGGAGCGGAGAGGGUGAAAAGCUGGGGGCUUGAACUCACAACCUUCUGCUCAGUAACCCUGAGGCGUUACCACCGACAUCACACCGUGAAAUAAAUCUCAUCUUUCAAAUGUUUUCCAGUUGUUUAAUUAUUUGUAAGACCAGGAUCGACUAAUCAGAAUGAGUGUGUAUUAAUGAGGAGAUACAGAGCUUCUGAUUAAAGCUGAAACAGCAGGAGAUGA
This is a messenger RNA of Clarias gariepinus (North African catfish), 1348 nucleotides long. It is a transcript of the gene alkbh7, whose product is annotated as alkB homolog 7. Gene Ontology annotation, cellular component: mitochondrial matrix. The record is from RefSeq and is a predicted model, not a curated record. Bases 202 to 948 code for a protein of 248 amino acids. Lineage: Eukaryota; Metazoa; Chordata; Actinopteri; Siluriformes; Clariidae. The transcript is spliced from 4 exons. Gene Ontology annotation, biological process: DNA damage response; fatty acid metabolic process.